CAGCAAGUGACUCCCAAGAGGGUUCCAGCUGAUCUUCCUCCGCUCUGCGCUCUUUUAAUCUCACGGGGUCUUUUGACGUUUGUCAGCCAUGGCAACGACAGUCCUACCAUUUUACCAGCGGAAACACAAGCAUUACAGCUAUGAUUACCGCAGUAGUCAAGCUAAAUAUGUAACCAAGGAAUACUCCUCAAGUUCAGCUGAUGAUGAGGGCCCAACUUACAAAUAUCACGAGGAAAAAAAAAUUCAGGAAGUGGUGCAGAAAAAGAGUUCUGAAAAGUACAUUCGUGAAGAGUCUAUGAUCAGGGGUCCUCAGUUCCUGGUCAGGCUGAGAUCCCACACUGUCUUUGAGAACACACCAGUGAAGCUGUUCUGCACUGUACAGGGAUAUCCCACCCCAACUGUGAAAUGGUAUAAGGAUGAUGUCCUUAUUGAUACAGUGAGUACUGCAGGAAAAUACUUUGUGGAGAGCAACUAUGGAAUUCACAGCUUGGAAAUCAGCAGGUGUGCAACUGAUGAUACUGCCCAGUAUACUGCUGUGGCUGCCAACGUUCAUGGUCAGGUUUCCUCCCAGGCCUCUGUGAUUGUCAAGAGGUACAGAAGUGAAGAGGAGUCCUGUCCCUUUGCAUGGCUCCCCUACCAGUACCAGAUAUUGCCUGAAAUAGAGUACACUAAGAUCAACAUCACCUUCCUAGAAACAUUUGAUGUGGCAUUUGGAACAGAGGGGGACAAGCUCACCCUGGCCUGCAAGAUGACAGUUAGCCCUAACCUGGCUAACCUGCAGCCUGAAGCCUUAUGGUUCAGAGAUGAGCAUCUGUUGAAGGAAUCAAGGUGGGCGAAGAUGGAGUCCGGGCCAGGAUUUGCCAGGGUGACUUUGCCUCACCUCAACAAAGAUGAUGAGGGCUUGUACACCCUCCGCAUGGUGACGAAAGGAGGGACUGCUGCACACAGUGCAUACGUAUAUGUGGAAGAUGGUCCUCCCCCAGUUCCCGGAGCCCCAGGUGCCCCCAUGGACAUCAAGAUACAUGAUGCCAACAGAGAUUAUGUCAUUGUGUCCUGGAAACCCCCCAACACCACCACUGAGGGCCCCAUCAUUGGAUACUUUGUUGACAGAUGUGAAGUUGGAACUGAAAAUUGGACGCAGUGCAAUGACUCCCCCAUUAAGAUCUGCAAAUACCCAGUGUCGGGCUUGUUUGAAGGACACUCCUAUUACUUCCGUGUCCGAGCGGUGAAUGCUCACGGCAUCAGCAGGCCUUCUAGGAUGUCUGACCCGAUUGCUGCCCUUGACCCCACCGAAUUUGACAGGCUGCAUGCAAUGAAGCUGGGAGGAAAACUUGAUGUUGUGACCUACCAUGAUGACCUGGAAGCUGAAGGGAAUCCCCCGGGACUUCCCGCCAAUGUACAUGCCUCAGAGACAGAUCGAACAUAUGUUGUGCUCAGCUGGGAACCACCCGCUUAUCGCGGACGAGCGCCAAUGUGGUACUACAUUGAGAAGUGUCUGGUUGAGAGUGGAACUUGGCAGAGAGUAAAUACCCAGGUGCCGGUGAGGUCUCCGCGCUAUGCCGUGUUUGACUUGGCAGAGGGGAAGGAGUACAUGUUUCGUGUUUUAUCUGCAAACAUGUAUGGUACCAGUGAGGCCUCUAAGCCUACAGGACACAUCAAAACCCAGGAGCUUCGUGGUGUUCCCUCUGCUCCUGGUCAAGUAGUUUCCACCAGGCAUACAAAAACCUCUGUUCUUGUGCAGUGGGAUCCUCCUAAAGAACCCAACAAUCUCAUUGGAUAUUACAUUGACUCCUGUGUAAAGGGAUCAAAAGACUGGAUUUCAUGCAAUCAUAAACCACAUAAGCACACAAGGUUUGUGGUUCAUGGUUUGACCACUGGAGAGACCUAUGUGUUCCGUGUGCAAGCAAUCAAUGAGCUGGGACUCAGUGAUGAGUCUCAGGAGUCAUCACCUCUCUCUGUGCAAGCAGCUCUUACAAAACCAUCCUCCCCCUAUGACAUUGCCCUACUCCACUGCGAUGGCAGCUCCAUGAUGCUGAACUGGAAGCAUCCCAAGCACACUGGUGGGGCCAAGGUCACUGACUACUAUGUUGAUAAGCGGGAAGUGUCACAUAAGGAAUGGAGGGAGACCAAUGUGACCCCCAUCCACGAAAGAAUCUUCAAGGUUGAAAAUCUGAAGAAGGGUGCAGUUUAUGAGUUUCAGGUUUAUGCUGCAAGUCUUGCUGGAGUGGGAAAACCUUCAAAACCCAGUGCACACUUCCUCUGUGACGCAUGGAACAUGCCAGAACCAGGUCCUGCUUAUGAUCUGACCUUCUGUGAGAUCAGGAAUGACUCUUUAGUCCUUGAGUGGAAGGCUCCAGUGUAUACAGGCCAGAGUCCAAUCACUGGUUACUUUGUGGACAUGUGCAAGGAAGACUCAGACACCUGGACCACUGUGAAUGAAACUGCUGUCAAUCACCGUUACCUGAAGGUGACUCAUCUUAAAGAAGGUCAAUCCUAUGUCUUCAGGGUGCGUGCACAGAACGCAGAAGGAACUGGGAAGCCUUCCACCGCGUCUGACCCUGUGGUUGCUGAAGCUGUGCUAGGUGUCCAGGAGAUACAGUGUGGAGUGGAUGAAGAGACAGGUGACAUAUACAUGUCAUACGAAAGUUGUGAAAUGUCUGAAAAGUCACAGUUCAUCUGGAAGAAAUCCUACCAAGAAAUCACUGACUUCACUAAAGGAAUUGUCAUUAAAACUGAAGGCAAUCGCUCCAAGAUCAUUUUCAAGAACCCUGACAAAGAAGAUAUAGGGACUUUUUCUGUUGCGGUCACCCACACUAAUGGUGUCUCCUCAAGCUAUGUGAUUGUAAAGGAAGAGCUGGAGAAAAUGCUGGCUCAGAGUUAUGACAUCAGACACCCCAUCAUUCCUCUGAAGACUGAGCUGGCUUACAAGAUCAUGGAGAGGGGUCGCAUGCGCUUCUGGCUGCAGGCCGAGAGCAUCUCUUCUGCCGUCACAUACAAAUUCUUUGCAAAUGACAAAGAGCUCGUCAGCAGUGAGCAAUACAAGAUGAGUCACGAUGUCUCCACUGGCAUCAUUGAGAUGGUCCAGGAUCAUUUCACUGAAGAGAGUGAAGGCACCUACACUGUUCAGAUUCAAGAUGGGAAGGGCAAGAACCAGUCCUCUCUUGUUCUCAUUGGAGAUGCUUUCAAGGCAGCUUUAGCAGAGGCUGAGUACCAAAGGCGGGAGUACAUCAGAGUGAAAGAAGGUCCUCACUUCAUGCAGUUUCUAUCCGUCCAAGUGGGAGACGACUGCUCUGUCACUCUUGUCUGCAAGGUGGAUAAUCUGAAGAAGGAGUCUGUGUUCCACUGGUACAAGGAUGAUGAGGAAAUUAUUCCAGAAGUGCCUGCUGAUUUGACAUCUGGAGUCUGCAAACUCCACAUCCCCUUGUUCUCCAAGAAGAGCCAGGGCAUUUACAAAGCUACAAUUAGUGAUGACCGAGGAAAAGAUGUGUCUCAGUUAGACAUUUCUGGCCAAGUGUUUGAUGAUAUCAUCAAUGAGCUCUCCCAUCUUGCUGGAUCCUCGGCAGCUGACUUGGCAAUUCAGUGCACUGCAGAAGGCAUUCGUAUUCAGUGCCAAAUGAAGUAUUAUACAGAGGAGAUGAGAAUCAAUUGGUUGCACAAGGACAGCAAAAUCUCUGCUUCAGAGAGGAUGAGGAUUGGUGGCACUCCACAGAUGGCCAGCAUUGAGGUUGUUGAGCCCACCGAUAAAGAUAAAGGCUUAUACACCAUUGAGAUUAUGGAUGCUGAAAAGACAUACACUCGCAAUAUUGACCUCUCAGGACAAGUCUAUGAUAAUGCCUAUGCAGAAUUUCUGAGACUCAAAGCAGAAGCAUUUGCAGAAAAGAACCGUGGUAAAGUGGUUGGUGGUCUCCCUGAUGUUGUUACUAUCAUGGAGAAGAAGACACUGAGCUUGACCUGCACAGUGUGUGGAGACCCAAAACCCCACGUCACCUGGUUCAAGAACGACCAGGAAGUGGAGCAUGAUGAUCACUAUGUGAUUGCCAUGGACUCGGGCAAGUUUGCCAGCCUUACCAUUAAAGGUGUCGGCUUGGAGGACUCUGGCAAGUACACGAUGACCGUGCUCAACAAGUAUGGCGGGGAGUCUGUGGAUAUCACCGUAAGCGUCUAUAAGCAUGGCGACAAGAUUCCAGAAGUGAAGCCUAUACCAAUGCCCAAGAGGAUCACCCCUCCUAAGACCCCUAUUGUCAUCCCAACCCCGGCUGCCAAAUCUCCUGCCCCUGCCCCUGCCACCAAGGCUCCCAGCCCCGCCCCAGGUCAGGCUGCUAAGUCUCCUGUCCCACCUCGUGGCAUUAAGUCCCCCACCCCCACCAGAAAGAAGUAAAUUACAGAAUACUGCAAUAUGUAAUGCUGGAAAAGACAGCAGCAUUAUCAUUAUUAAUUUAUAGCAUGAAUAAAGAGAUAUUAAAUAAAGGUAGAUGUCUAUCAUUUUUCACUGAGGAGGCAGUCGUGCCCCCCUCCCAUGUCCACUCAAACAUGUCAACUGCUGUCUUAUGGUAAAGAAAGAACAGAGGGUUAGGUUAUAGUUAGUGCAUCGGAAGCUCUGCAAUUGACACCAAAUGCAGCUUCAAAACUCUUUGUCAUGGGGGUUUCCUAAGCUGAGAGGGCCUCUAAUGAACUUGUUCCGUCUCCCUCAAGGCGCCCAGAUGAAAAAUGACCAGCUUUGAUGUUUAGUUUAUUAAAUCUCUUGUUUUAAAAGCCACAUUUUCAAUUAGCCAGUUGGAGUCUUAAAACAUUCAUUUUCGGCACAAACGGAUAACCCUGCAGUGUUAGACCUCCACUUGGCCCACAGCAGCAGGCUCAGCAAGCCCCGCCACCACUCAAAAUAAAUCACAUUACACCCACGCCGUAUCGUGUUUACUCCUGCUUUGAGCUAAUAAAAAAUAGAGAUGA
This is a messenger RNA of Megalops cyprinoides (Indo-Pacific tarpon), 4947 nucleotides long. It is a transcript of the gene myom2b, whose product is annotated as myomesin 2b. Bases 89 to 4378 code for a protein of 1429 amino acids. NCBI's taxonomy places the organism in Eukaryota, Metazoa, Chordata, Actinopteri, Elopiformes, Megalopidae. The record is from RefSeq and is a predicted model, not a curated record. Gene Ontology annotation, molecular function: protein binding. The transcript is spliced from 36 exons.